Messenger RNA from Eutrema salsugineum, 651 nucleotides. RefSeq lists its product as uncharacterized. Lineage: Eukaryota; Viridiplantae; Streptophyta; Magnoliopsida; Brassicales; Brassicaceae. Bases 1 to 651 code for a protein of 216 amino acids. The record is from RefSeq and is a predicted model, not a curated record. The transcript is spliced from 2 exons.
AUGGAGAGUCCAACUGAGCAUCUCAUGCUCGCUGCCAAGAGAAUUCUAAAGAUAUGUUCAAGGGACAUGAGAGCUUGGAAUUCGAAGAGGAAGACGGGAACGUUCACGUUGCCUGACCUUCCUCAAUUCUGCUCGAGUGAAAGAUACAAGAUGAGUAUUAUGGGCAGAACUCUUAAUCCGGAAUGUCAAAAUAUGACAGACCUGAUACUCGACAUGCCAAGGAAGUGGCAAGUCUAUGACCGUGUAAGAGGAGUGGCGCUGUCGAAGGAGAGGUUCCAGUUUAUUUUCAAGUAUGAACACAACUUGGGAGAGGUGCUGAAGAAAAGAGUCUGGACUUUCAAUGAGUGGUUGGUAGUGAUCGGCCGAUGGGUUGAAAAUCCAACGGAGGACUAUCUGCAAUUCAUGACAGUGUGGAUCCAGAUCUGUAACAUCCCAGGUAACUACUACACUGAAGCCUCGAUUUAUGCGCUUGGAGAUAUCAUAGGAAAGGUGAUCGAGAUAGCUUUUGAUCCAGAAAAGCCACAGAGCAAGGAUUACGUGCGUGUCAAGGUUAAUUUCGAUGUGUCUAGAAUGGUCAGACACUCAAAGGUUGUAAAUCUGCUGAAAGGAGGAUCAACAACCGUCUGGUAUGACUUUGAGAGGAUUCCAUAG